UAGGCGCACCCACCCCCACAGCCCUAGAAAUGGCAACCACCACCCGCUCCUUCCACACAUCCCAUCCUAUCUCAAGAUUCUCUGCUGUUUCAGGCAGAUUUCAUCAGGUCUCUUCUCCAGCCCCUACCCACCUCCCAAUUCCCGCGCAGCUCGGCUGUGUUCUCUCAUUCUCCCCUGGGCGGAACUGAUGGCGAAGAUCCGCCAACCGCGCAGUCGGUGGCAGGAGAGACUGCAGCGGGUGAGCUAGGGGCUGCUAGACAAAGCAGGGAGAGAGUGAAACUUCAGCCUAGUCCGCUUUCCACUGCCGCGGCUGGGGCAAGUCAACCCGCGCCUGUAACGUUUUGGCUUGACUUGCUGAUGUGCUGGCUGGGAUGGCGUGGGGAGAGGGAGGAGGCGGGUCUACCCUGGGACAGUCAUCCUUCAGUUGGUCUCCUGGACUCUCCCUUCGUCUUCCUGCCCCCCAGCCUGACCUGGCUCUUUCGCCCCUCGGAUAACCGGCUCACCUCUGAACUUUGUCUCCUUGGAGCCACCUCACUGAUACAGCUUCGGAUGUGGAUGUGGAUUUGAACCAUGUUGCGGCACCAGGGACUGCUAUGGCUCCCUUUGUUUUUCACCUCGGUCUGUGUCAUGUUAAACUCCAAUGUCCUCUUUUGGAUAACUGCUCUUGCCAUCAAGUUCACCCUCAUUGACAGCCAAUCACAGUAUCCAGUUAUUAACACAAAUUAUGGCAAAAUCAGGGGCCUAAGAACACCAUUACCCAGUGAGAUCUUGGGUCCAGUGGAGCAGUACUUAGGGGUCCCCUAUGCCUCACCCCCCACUGGAGAGAGGCGGUUUCAGCCCCCAGAAUCCCCGUCCUCCUGGACUGGCAUCCGAAAUGCUACUCAGUUUGCUGCUGUGUGCCCUCAGCACCUGGAUGAGAGAUUCUUAUUGCAUGACAUGAUGCCCAUCUGGUUUACUCUCAAUUUGGAUACUUUGAUGACCUAUGUUCAAGAUCAAAAUGAAGAUUGCCUUUACUUAAACAUUUACGUGCCCACGGAAGAUGAGUCUCACUCUUGAUGCCUGGACUGCAAUGUCAUGAUCUCAGCUCACUGCAACCUCCAU
Messenger RNA from Piliocolobus tephrosceles (Ugandan red Colobus), 1101 nucleotides. Its product is annotated as neuroligin-4, Y-linked-like. Lineage: Eukaryota; Metazoa; Chordata; Mammalia; Primates; Cercopithecidae. Bases 571 to 1056 code for a protein of 161 amino acids. The record is from RefSeq and is a predicted model, not a curated record. The transcript is spliced from 4 exons.